Messenger RNA from Hordeum vulgare subsp. vulgare (domesticated barley), 1570 nucleotides. Its product is annotated as cellular nucleic acid-binding protein-like. The record is from RefSeq and is a predicted model, not a curated record. The transcript has 4 exons. Bases 293 to 1207 code for a protein of 304 amino acids. NCBI's taxonomy places the organism in Eukaryota, Viridiplantae, Streptophyta, Magnoliopsida, Poales, Poaceae. Gene Ontology annotation, molecular function: nucleic acid binding; zinc ion binding.
ACGUUUUCUUCCAUGCCUGUUAACCCUAGCACUAGCAGGCACAGGCAGGACUGGCACAGUACUACCACCAGCACCGGCCUUCUCCCACCCACUCGCCGCCCGAGCGCCUCCGCGUGCCCGUACGCCGGCGCCUCCACCCCGCCGACGGCGGCCUCCCUCCCCUGUACACCGCCCUGCCGCCGCCUGCUCCCGCCCCAUCGCCCUCGCCGCCAGAUCCGUCCCUCCUCCUCUCGGGCCUCGGCAGAUCUGCGCGGCCGGCGGCCCGCCCCACCCCGACUGCCCUCCCCGAGCCAUGGAUCAAGUUAUGGUGAGUCCAUCACCAAGCGCCAGCAGCGGCAGUGGCAAGAGCGCGGGUAGGGCCAAGAGCAGGAGCAGGAGCAGGAGCAGGAGCAGAAGCAGAAGCAAGAGUAGGAGCCGGAGCAGGAGCAGAAGCAAGAGCAGCACCAAGAGUAAGAGCAGGAGCAGGAGUCGCAGCCGGAGCAGAAGCCGAAGCCGAAGCCCUCGGCGAGAUAGGUUGCGCAGCGAGCGUUCAUCCCGCCGCAGCCGUAGCCCACCUCGUCGUGGCCGCAGUCCUCCUCGUCGCAGCGAACGUCGUAGCCGCAGGGAUAUUAUUUGCAAGAACUGCAGGAGACCUGGCCACAUUGCUAGGGACUGCCCAUCUGCUUCUACCUGCAAUAAUUGUAAUCUUCCAGGGCACUUUGCAGCAGAAUGCACUUCCAAAACAGUUUGCUGGAACUGCAAGAAGUCUGGGCACAUUGCCACUGAAUGCAAGAACGAGGCCUUAUGCCACACUUGCAGCAAGACAGGGCAUAUGGCACGCGACUGCCCGGCCUCGGGGUCAAACGCCAAGCUAUGCAACAACUGCUUCAAGCCGGGCCACAUCGCGGUCGACUGCACCAACGACCGUGCCUGCAACAACUGCCGCCAGCCGGGUCACAUUGCACGCGAGUGCAAGAACGACCCCGUCUGCAACCUUUGCAACGUGUCAGGCCACCUGGCCCGCAGCUGCCCUAAGACGACGACCCUAGCCUCAGAGAUCCACGGCGGGCCCUUCCGCGACAUCUCGUGCCGCAUAUGUGGCCAGCCGGGCCACAUCAGUCGCAACUGCAUGGUGACCGUCAUCUGCGACACCUGCGGUGGGAGGGGCCAUAUGUCGUACGAGUGCCCCUCGGCCAGGGUCUUUGACCGCGGCGUCCGCCGGUUCUGAUGACGCCAUGGAUCCAGGACGGGCCCUGGCACCUGAAAUGACCGUGGCGUCUGCCGGUUCUGAUGGAUUCGGGGGUUGACCCCGGCGCCUGAAGCGCCCCACCCUGAUGCGCCUGUUCCGAUGGAUUCGGUUCUGUUCGUUGGUUGGUUCCUGUUUUAGAUAGCUUCUGCGGAUGACGCCGAAACCUUUUUUUCGCUUGGUCGGUGUAUGCCCUUGUUGCUCCCUGGGUGUUGGUUGUGUUGUGGAAUGAAUGUUUAUGGUGUAGCUUUGUAACUCUGCUGAACUGGGCCGAGAAAGAGUCGUUUAUAUGAACUGCCAUGGUUAGACCAGAUUAUAUCCUAUUGUGACACGCUUUCGAGUUUA